ACAUGUUCCUGCUUCAAUUCUGUGGUUCAAAGCUUGAAAAAAAAUUGUCACAGACUAUCAGAGACCACAGAGCAAAUCACUAUCUCCAACUCUCCGCUUCCCUUUGCCUCAUCUUGCCGACUUCAAAUGGCGGCCGCCAGAGUGAUGGCAGUGACUGCUGCGACCAACGUCGCCACAUCUUGCCUUCUUCUCAAAAGAACAUUCUCUUUGAACCAAAGGCUUCACUUCACCGGAUUCUGCUUUAAUGGGGAAAGGCAACUGGCUUUCUCCUCUUCCAAGAGAUCGCUUUUCACUUGUACCGCUUUACAUAAGCCUGACGUUCAGAUCAAGGAGGCAGGUCAGCCUGAGACGCUCGAUUACCGUGUCUUCUUCCUUGAUAACUCUGGGAAAAAGGUUUCUCCUUGGCAUGACAUACCAUUGCACUUGGGUGACGGUGUUUUCAAUUUUGUUGUUGAAAUCCCCAAAGAUACAAGUGCGAAGAUGGAGGUUGCCACUGAUGAGCAAUUCACUCCCAUCAAGCAGGACACAAAAAAGGGAAAACUUAGAUACUACCCCUAUAACAUAAACUGGAACUAUGGAUUGCUUCCACAAACAUGGGAAGACCCAUCUUUUGCAAACCAUGAAGUAGAAGGGGCAUUCGGUGAUAAUGAUCCAGUUGAUGUUGUUGAGAUUGGUGAAAGACGGGGAAAGAUUGGUGAAAUUCUGAAGGUCAAGCCCUUGGCAGCUCUAGCCAUGAUUGAUGAGGGUGAACUUGACUGGAAAAUUGUUGCCAUCUCAUUGGAUGAUCCACGAGCUUCUCUUGUAAAUGAUGCGGAUGAUGUAGAGAAACAUUUCCCAGGCACCCUCACUGCAAUCAGGGACUGGUUCAGGGACUACAAGAUCCCUGAUGGUAAGCCUGCCAACAAGUUUGGUCUUGGCAACAAGGCAGCAAACAAGGACUAUGCUUUGAAGGUUAUCACUGAAACAAACGAAUCUUGGGCAAAGCUAGUGAAGAGAUCAAUUCCUGCUGGAGAGCUCUCACUUCUAUAAAUUGCUUAAACCUUAAAGUAGAGUUGGAGCUGGAAGCAGUAGUUUCUACUUACCAGAGUUUUGCCUUCUGGAAAGCCAGUCUCUCUGUAGUCUUCAAUGUUGAUAUCCAAACAUUUUUUUUUAUUUAAAUUAUCAUGAAUAAUCCAUUGAUGCUGUGAAGUUUGCUUGUACUCCACAUGUCAAACCACUGUUUACAUUUUGAGGUUAAUUCUAUUGCGUUUCUUCUUCC
Manihot esculenta (cassava) is the source of this 1258-nucleotide messenger RNA. Its product is annotated as soluble inorganic pyrophosphatase 6, chloroplastic. The record is from RefSeq and is a predicted model, not a curated record. The coding region runs from base 127 to 1029 and encodes 300 amino acids. Gene Ontology annotation, molecular function: magnesium ion binding; inorganic diphosphate phosphatase activity. The transcript has 6 exons. Gene Ontology annotation, biological process: phosphate-containing compound metabolic process. Gene Ontology annotation, cellular component: cytoplasm. NCBI's taxonomy places the organism in Eukaryota, Viridiplantae, Streptophyta, Magnoliopsida, Malpighiales, Euphorbiaceae.